Messenger RNA from Funneliformis geosporum, 164 nucleotides. Lineage: Eukaryota; Fungi; Glomeromycota; Glomeromycetes; Glomerales; Glomeraceae. The record is from the annotation of a GenBank genome assembly.
UGAUGGCUAUUGGACCAAUUGGACUUAUAAAAACUCCGUCAUUUGGACUAUUGGAUUUAAUAAUUUUAUAAGUCCAAUAGAAUUCAAUUUUAUUGGACUUAUAAGUAGAGUUAAUAGCUAUGAAGUUAUGGAUGUUUUUGCAACUAUACUAACUGCAUUACAUG